Messenger RNA from Phaethon lepturus (White-tailed tropicbird), 470 nucleotides. RefSeq names its product transcription factor IIIB 90 kDa subunit-like. The record is from RefSeq and is a predicted model, not a curated record. NCBI's taxonomy places the organism in Eukaryota, Metazoa, Chordata, Aves, Phaethontiformes, Phaethontidae. The annotation marks the transcript as partial. The transcript is spliced from 5 exons.
AUGGCGACGGUAGGUGAGAAUACAGGCGAUGGUGAAUUAGACCUGAGUGGGAUCGAUGACAGUGAAAUAGAUCGGUAUAUACUUAAUGAAACAGAAGCUCAGAUAAAAGCAGAGCUGUGGAUGAAAGAAAAUGCAGAUUAUUUGAAGGAACAAAAAGAAAAGGAAGCAAGAAUAGCAAAAGAGAAAGAACUUGGGAUUUAUAAGGAACACAAGCCAAAGAAAUCUGCAAAGAAGCGGGAGCCAAUUCAAGCCAGCACAGCAGGAGAGGCAAUUGAAAAGAUGUUAGAACAGAAGAAAAUCUCAAGUAAAAUUAAUUAUAAUGUGCUAAGGGACCUGAACAGCAAAGGAAGUAACACACCAAAGAAAGAGGAUGACAGCACUGAUGACAGCACCAACACCAAGAAGCUGUCGAGAAGAAAAUCUAUUGCCAGUAGGAAUAUAGCCAACCCUGUAAACAGUGUGGGAAAAAG